Molecule: messenger RNA, 4140 nt
Organism: Venustampulla echinocandica
Lineage: Eukaryota; Fungi; Ascomycota; Leotiomycetes; Helotiales; Pleuroascaceae
Product: p-loop containing nucleoside triphosphate hydrolase
Exons: 1
Coding region: 1-4140 (1379 amino acids)
Cellular component (GO): membrane
Molecular function (GO): ATP hydrolysis activity; ATP binding; ABC-type transporter activity
Source: RefSeq, a predicted model, not a curated record
AUGGAGAAUGCUAUCGACACAGGGCGACGGGAGUUACGAGACCCAGAAGGGGGGUCGGGAAGCGCAACACCGUCGAGAGCCUCCCAAGCUACGAUCUCAAUCUCGAAAGAUCGCGACAAUGAUGGGCAUCCGUUACCCCGCGAUAGCCUGAACGCACACUCCCUCUCCGCUACGCAGAGCAAUCACAUUUCUCUUUCGGGAGUCGAUCCCGUGGAUGUACAAAUUCGGAACCUAGCUGUCGAAUUGGAUGUCACGUCUUUCGCAUCUCCUCUUGCGAACCUCCCAUUUGGCCGGCGAAAGCCAAACCAGGACGGAAGCCAUGUAUCGGAGAAGAAGUCAAUCCUUCGUGGAGUGUCUGCUUCAAUGGAAAGCGGUACAUUGACAGCAAUCAUCGGAGGGAGUGGCUCAGGGAAAACAACGCUGUUGAACACAUUGGCGGAGCGUGUGACCAGCGGCCGGCUUUCUUUCCAGGGCUCCGCUACAUUUAAUGGCAUGGAAGGCGUGAAGAAUAUACGCAGUGCAUAUGUGAUGCAGCAGGAUGUUUUGUUGCCAACCCUCACGGUCCGGGAGACGCUGCGAUAUUCUGCCGAUUUGCGACUCCCUCCUCCUACAACUGACGAGGACCGCCGCAAAGUCGUCGAAGAAGUUAUACUGGAGCUCGGGUUGAAGGAAUGUGCGGACACCAGAAUUGGCAAUCACCACCAUAAGGGCUGCUCCGGAGGUGAAAAGAGGCGGACAAGUAUCGGAGUCCAGCUUUUAAGUAACCCAAGUGUUUUGUUCUUGGACGAACCGACAACUGGACUGGAUGCGACCAGCGCAUUUCAACUUAUAAGAACGCUGAAAAGUCUGGCAAGCCGAGGAAGGACCAUUAUUACCACUAUCCACCAGCCCAGAUCUGAAAUCUGGAGUAUGUUCGAUGGAUUGGUAAUUCUUACCAGAGGAGCUCCUGUCUUCUCAGGGCGUACAGUCAACUGCAUUCCUUGGUUCAACAAGAUUGGUCUGGAGUUACCACCGUUUGUCAAUCCCGCAGAUUUCCUGAUCGACAUCGCAGCCGUUGAUAACCGGUCGCCUGAGCUUGAGGCUGCCUCAUCAACAAGGGUCGAACGGCUGCAGAUGGGAUGGGCUGCUGAAAGUGUCAAAAUAUUCAACUCUUCGGAUGAAAAGCGAGUAGCAACUACCGACCAGACUCCAUCAAGUCCGGUAAAAUGCUCGAAGUCAAGCUUCCACUCGCCGUUCAUCCGCCAGACAAGGGUUCUGACCUCCCGAACUCUUCUGACUACUUGGCGAGAUCCACUGGGUAUGACAGGUUCUCUUGGGGAGGCGGUCGCAAUGGGGAUCAUCACCGGGUGGGUUUUCCUCUCAUUAGGCAAAGAUCAAUCUGGUAUUCGCAGUCGCGAAGGGGCCCUAUAUAACGCCGCUGCCCUCCAAGGUUAUCUGAUCCUAAUGUUUGAGACGUACCGACUUACAGUUGAUAUCCAACUCUUUGACCGUGAACAUAACGAGCGUGUUGUGAGCGUUGUUCCCUUCUUGCUGAGUAGGCGCAUUGCAAGAUUCUUCGCUGAGGACUUGCCUGUUCCUCUGCUCUACUCCGUCAUAUUUUACUGGAUGGCAGGAUUCAGAGCUGACGCGGGAUCGUUCUUAACCUUUUUUGCUGUGGUGCUUCUUUGUCAAUUCAUCGCCGUGACCUUUGCGAUGACUUGUGUAUCCUUCUCCCGCAAUUUUGGUACCGCAUCCUUGAUUGGGAAUAUGAUGUAUACGAUCCAAACCAUGGCAUGUGGCUUCUUUGUUCAGAUAAAUUCGAUGCCUGUUUAUGUUAGGUGGCUCAAGUGGGUCGCGUACGUAUAUUAUGCCUUCGGGGCACUAGCCGCGAAUGAGUUUGUUGGGCAGUUUUAUGACUGUCCGCUCCCUGGUGGCGAGUCUGACCCUGGCUGUGUGCAGUAUACUGGCGCGUUCAUUAUGGACUCAUUGGCAUUUCCUCACGAUUGGAUAAUGAAACCGAUCGUUAUUCUUGUUGGAUUUGUUGCCGCCUUUUAUUUGAUUGCUGGGGUGGUCCUUAGAUACAAGAGAGUCGAGAUCACUAUUGCCAAAGCCCGCAAUAGCGAUACGGAUUUAUCUGCUGGGAAAGAGAAGAUGGCCGUGAGGCCCACAGCAGAGGCUAGGACAGUGGAUAUUGGGCUUUCCCAAUUCGCACUUCGUCUUGAGAAGCGGACGGUAUUCGGCCGAAAGCUCCCGACGAAAACGAUUUUACAGCCGGUCACAGCUCAAUUUCGAGCUGGAGUGUUGAAUGUUAUUAUGGGCCCAUCAGGGAGUGGAAAGACAUCUUUGCUCAAUUCGAUGGCUCUACGUCUCCAUAGCGGCAUUGCCACGCGUUAUCGCCAGUCUGGCGAUAUGACAUUCAACGGCGCCGUGCCAUUAGAAUCUGUCAUACGCUCCGUGUGUUCCUAUGUCUGCCAGGAUGAUGACGCGCUGCUCCCAUCUCUCACUGUUCGUGAGACACUUCGAUUUUCAGCUGGACUCAGACUCCCUUCGUUCAUGACAAAGGCGCAGAAGAACCACCGUGCUGAAGAAGUGCUUUUGAAACUUGGUCUCAAGGACUGUGCUGAUAAUUUAAUCGGAUCAGAUCAGAUCAAGGGGAUUUCAGGGGGAGAGAAACGCCGAGUCUCCAUUGCAGUCCAGAUCCUGACCGAUCCGCGAGUGCUUCUUUUGGAUGAGCCAACAUCCGGGUUAGAUGCUUUCACGGCAACUUCAAUCAUAGAAGUCCUCCAGGGACUUGCCAAUGAAGGCCGCACUGUGAUACUCACAAUUCACCAGGCUCGUUCAGACUUAUUCAACCAAUUCGGAAACGUGCUCCUUCUGUCACGAGGUGGCUCCUUAGUCUAUGCUGGAAAUUCUGCCAACAUGCUUCCUCACUUUGGUAGCCUUGGGUUCCCCUGUCCUACGACCACCAACCCUGCUGAUUUUGCUCUUGAUCUUGUCACAGUCGACCUUCAACGCUCGUCUCGGGAGGAAGCGACUCGGCAAAGAGUCGAAAGUCUAAUUUCCAGCUGGUCAACCGGGGGCUUCAAUACCAACCUCAACCCAACAACUAUAUCCACUCCUGCCGAGCUUGGUGCCAUGGUCCGGAAACCGUCGUCAUUUAUUUCCGCAUAUCCUAUUCUCGUCCAUCGCGCUUUCGUCAAUUUCCGCAGACAGCCUCCACUGCUGGCUGCACGCACCAUGCAAGUCACGGGUCUAGCCAUCAUUCUAGUGCUCUUCUUCGCCCCCUUAAAAUUCGACUAUUUCUCGGUGCAAACGCGGUUUGGAUUUAUUCAGGAGUUCUGCGCAUUCUACUUUGUGGGUAUGCUCCAGAACGUGGCUAUAUAUCCGAAUGAAAAGGAGGUGUUUUACCGAGAAAACGACGAUGGUACAUAUGGCGUCGAGGCAUUUUUCGCACAGUAUUUAACGCUCGAAGUCCCGUUUGAAAUCGUGACCUCUUUUCUCUUCGCGAUACUAGCGGAUUUAGCUGCUGGUCUUCCGCGGACGCCGCAGAUGUUUUUUGCGUGCUUCUUUAAUUGCUUCUGCAUCGUAUCCUGUGGCGAAAGUUUAGGUAUCAUGGUCAGCCUCCUCCCUUUUUCUCAAUUAGUCACAUCCACCUCGUCAACCUUCCUACUCCCAUUGUUUAACGCCCAACUAAACAGCCCCAUACAGUUCAAUACCCUCUUCGCUCACACUGGCUUCGCCGUAAACGCCACAUCGGUUUUCCUCUCUGUCGCGCAAAUCAUGGCGGGCGUUCUCUCGAUCGGGCUUCCUGCCUUCCUGUCCGCAAUGAACUACCUGUCCCCCCUACGCUACGCAAUGCGUAACCUCGCUCCCUACUCUCUUCGCGAUAUCACAUUUACGUGCGAUGAUCAUCAGCGUGUGUCUGGUGGGGGAUGCAUCAUAGGGGAUGGGAUGCAAGCCUUGCAGUUAUAUAAGUUGGAUACGGAUCCGGGGAUGAAUAUUUUGGCGCUAGGGGUUUGUACAGUCAUUUAUAGGGUUUUAGCUUAUGCGUUGCUGAAACUUGCGAGGAUGAAGUGGGGGACUUUGAAGGGGAGGAGCAAAGGGGCUCGAGCCGAAAAGGGUGGAGGUGUUUCUGGAACUGAGAGUGGAAUGAUAAUAUAA